Messenger RNA from Aureobasidium vineae, 414 nucleotides. The record is from the annotation of a GenBank genome assembly. Lineage: Eukaryota; Fungi; Ascomycota; Dothideomycetes; Dothideales; Saccotheciaceae.
AUGUCUCAAAGUCCCUUGGUGAAAUGCGGAGAGUCAAAGUUUGGGAGCGUCAUCACCCAAGCCAUCGCUCGAACAAGCCUCAUCCUGCCACUUCACCACAUCAACCAUAUCAACGACGAUACAGCCAUCACAGUCACAAUGUCCGCCCACUUGACGGCCGUCUACACGUCGCCCACGGCGACCAACACCUUUUCUUCCCCGCUCCAGUCCACCCCCACCCAACAAGCCUCGCCGUCGGAAAAGUCGCAAUACCUCGGUGAUCUACGCGAAAAGGUCGCCCAACUGCAAGACGACAUCAACCAAUUCUUGACAAAGAAGAUGGACGAGGACAAGGCUGCCACCGAGGGUGCCGCAUCCAAGGACGAGGACAUGGAAGAGCAGAUGUAUGGCGAAGAGGUCGUCGAUGAAGAUUGA